GUGUUGUAUAUGGAGAUAUUGGUACUUCUCCCUUAAUUGUGUUCGCUGCAAUCUUCUCAAAUCCACCUACGGACCCUCGUGAUGUUUAUGGUGCUUUAUCCCUGAUAAUUUGGUCAAUGACGAUCGUGGUGUUGAUAAAGUAUAUUUUCAUAGUACUCCGAGCAGAUGAUAAUGGUGAAGGUGGUACUUUUGCUUUAUAUUCUUUAUUAAGUCGUAAUGAUAGUAUAUCGGCUAGUGAAUCCCAAAAACAUCCAAACUUUAUUAAACGUAGUAUUGCUGUACAAACUAUUUUAUUCGGUGUGGUCAUCUUUGGCUCUUCUUUGGUGAUGAGUGAUGGCCUUCUAACACCUGCCAUAUCUGUAAUUUCCGCCGUUGAGGGUAUAGCCGUUCCUAUGCCAAGUUUAGCACCCGCUAUUGUUCCUCUCAGCUGCUUUAUUAUCGUUGUAUUGUUUCUAUCGCAACGAUUUGGCACAGACAAAGUUGGAAGUUUAUAUGCUCCUAGUAUUUCCUUGUGGUUUAUUGCCAUCACUUCCAUUGGCAUUUGGAACAUUUCACAAUAUCCUGAAAUUUUUAAAGCUUACAAUCCUUAUCAUGCUUUUGAUUAUUUUAUUAGAAAAAAAGAUACUGGGUUUACUGAUCUUGGUGGAAUUUUUUUGGCCAUCACUGGCGUGGAAGCAUUGUUUGCAGACUUAGGACAUUUUAAUAAAAAGGCCAUUCAAAUUUCUUUUCCAUUUUGUGUAUUUAUUCCUUUGGUUUUAGUAUAUACAGGGCAAGCUGCGCGUUUGGUUUUAGAUCCCACCAUAGUUUCCAAUACCUUUUGGUUAACUACACCAUCUCAUCCUGGUAUUUAUUGGAUAGUAUUUAUCUUAGCCGUAUCGGCUACUAUCAUUUCAUCUCAAGCCAUGAUCACCGGCACUUUUUCUUUAAUUUAUCAAUCAAUGCAAUUAGAUUGCUUUCCUAAAGUCAAAGUUAUUCACACAUCAGAAAAAGUUGAAGGUCAAAUUUAUAUUCCAGAGUCGUGUUUGGUACCUGCUUACGGUGUGGCUGUCGCAUCUGUGAUGAUUAUUACAACAAUUCUCUUAACAAUCGUGAUUCGUGUUGUUUGGCGUCUUCCUAUUAUUGUUUCAGUUAUAUUUUUUUGUAUUUUUUUCAUUGUUGAUGCUUCUUUCUUGGGUGCAAACUUAAAAAAAAUCGAAUCUGGUGGUUGGUUUACACUGUGUAUUGCUGCGUUUCUUACCAUAAUGAUGUAUAUAUGGAGAUGGGGUACUGUUCGUGUGUUACAUCAUGAACGUUCACAAUCACCUGAUCUUAGUGAAAUUUUUAAAGACAAAAAUGUUUCCACUGAUAAUAAUAUGGAAAUUUCAUUUCCCGAGAUUGCAUUAGAAAACAAUAAUGCAACUAUUUUGGGAAGUGGUAAUGAGAAUGAUUCCAUUGUUUCAAAAACCCAUUUGACACGCUCGCCGGGUAUUAGCUUAUUCUAUAGUGAUAUUGGCACAAAUAUUCCACUUUCUUUUAUACAGUUUGUAAAACACUUUUCAAUAAUACCUCAAAAUGUUAUUUUUAUCACUAUUCGAACUGUGGGGGAUCCAAAAGUCGGUGAUAAUGAUCGCUUAAAAGUGAAAAAAAUCAAAAACUACGAAGAUUGUUAUCAAGUAACUGCCAGAUAUGGUUAUUCAGAGCAAAUCUCUCAAAGAAGAGAAUUUCUUUUACAAUUAGUUGAAUCAAUUCGAAAGAUUGAUCCUAAUAACAAAAUUUUAGCAAAAGACUUUGACCCUGACAGCAGUCUCGUUACAUAUGUUGUAGGUCAACAUUAUCUUUGUUCUACACAUAAUUCACCAUGGUGGAUAAAAAUUUUAAUUAAUGUAUAUACGUUUAUAUACUUUAAUUCAAGAAAAUUUUAUAGUAAUUGGGAUAUUCCUGUUGAUAGUAUUGUUGUUGUUGGUGUAAAUAUUCCGAUUUAA
Cetraspora pellucida is the source of this 1961-nucleotide messenger RNA. Lineage: Eukaryota; Fungi; Glomeromycota; Glomeromycetes; Diversisporales; Gigasporaceae. The record is from the annotation of a GenBank genome assembly.